Molecule: messenger RNA, 679 nt
Organism: Teleopsis dalmanni
Lineage: Eukaryota; Metazoa; Arthropoda; Insecta; Diptera; Diopsidae
Gene: HmgD
Product: high mobility group protein D
Exons: 3
Coding region: 151-486 (111 amino acids)
Molecular function (GO): transcription cis-regulatory region binding
Source: RefSeq, a predicted model, not a curated record
AGUACAGUUCUUGUCUUACGCUCGUAUUGAGAAGUUCGGUUUCGUGUUCGUAAAAGAAAGUCUACAGCUUUAGGCGUUUAAAUUUAGUCACGUUAAUAAAACGUUUUAAGUUAUAAUCGUACACAAAUUAUCAACACUAAAGUAAUCAAUAUGUCAGAUAAACCUAAGCGUCCUCUCUCAGCAUACAUGCUGUGGUUAAACAGUGCUCGCGAUCAGAUCAAGCGAGAAAACCCAGGUAUUAAAGUUACAGAAGUUGCUAAGAAGGGUGGAGAGCUGUGGCGUGCAAUGAAGGAUAAAUCGGAAUGGGAAGCAAAGGCGGCCAAAGCUAAAGAAGAUUAUGAAGAUGCAGUUAAAGAAUUUGAAGCAAAUGGUGGUGGUGCUGCCAACGGUGGAGGUAAAAAGCGUGGUAAAGCUGUAAAGAAGCCGGCAAAGAAGAGCAAAAAGGCUGCAUCAGAGGAUGACGAGGAUGAGGAUGAGAGCGAAUAAAUAUUUUAAAUUUUAACUUUUUUUAGUUAUAAAAUAAAAAUUGCAUUUAUACAUAAAAACAUGUUAAAAACUGUAAAAAAAGAUUUAAAAAAAUAUUCGAAUAAUUAAACAAGUAUAGAGAUUAAAUUUAACAUGUUCGAGUUAAGUCGUUCAAAAUAAAUUACAUAAAUAAAUAUAAAAUGGAAAUUUAUUG